Messenger RNA from Populus trichocarpa (black cottonwood), 6038 nucleotides. RefSeq names its product trans-Golgi network-localized SYP41-interacting protein 1. The coding region runs from base 293 to 5746 and encodes 1817 amino acids. Lineage: Eukaryota; Viridiplantae; Streptophyta; Magnoliopsida; Malpighiales; Salicaceae. The record is from RefSeq and is a predicted model, not a curated record. The transcript has 8 exons.
CGCGAUUGUAAAAAAAGAAACCAAGAGGCACGCAGAUCUAUGAAAGCAAGUAACGCCAAAUUCUAGGUUUGGGUGGGAAACAUUUCUCUGCUCCGCACUUAACAAUCAACGGACAAAUCACCGUUAAUUCCUCCACAACUCAAAUCCAACUGCGUUUCCUUUAUUUCCCCGUCUGUUCAAAUCCCCAAAUCAAACAGUCUCGAAUUCCCUUAGGUUACCCUUCUUUCCAACCUUGAAUAGUUUAAUUUAAUUAGCAGAUCUGAUAGCAAUUAGGUUAUAAUUUAAUUAGAAAAUGUCAGAAUCAAAGGAGCAAAAUGGAGUGACAGCAGCGGAAGAUGAAGAAUCAAAUGGAGUUGAUGCUGCUCAUACCAACCAGGAAGGAGGAGAGAUGCGGCAUGUUGAAAGCAAAGAAGAUAUGUUCGAAGAUGCAACUGAUGAUAUUGAAGAGAAUCAGUUUCAAGAAAUUGUCGAUGAUGCUACUCUACUACAAGAACAUGCUACUUCUUCUCCUUCUAUUGAUGAAUUAAAAGCAAUCCUUGACAAGACUCUUCAAGAAAAACAGACCCUCUCUACUGAAUUAAAGGAAGAAAGGGAAAGCAUCGCGAGAGAAGUUUCUAUUCUAUGCCAUGAGCUUAAGGGUUUGGCGGAUAAACAGUCUUUGUCUGCUGAUUAUGGAAAUCAGGAGGAAAUGGUGGCCGGUAAUGAUACUUCCUUAUUGCGUGAGAUGUUAAGUGAGUGCUCUCAGUUUGUCAAGGUUGCAUUGGAUGAGCGCUUACGGACUGAGGGGGUGAUAAGAGAGCUGAAUCAACAGAUCGAGGAUCUUACAGUGAAGGCUCAGGCGGAAGAGGGUGUUGAGGUUGUUGCAGACAGGCUGUUGGCUUCACUUGGCGUGGUGGUUAAUCCUGGAGAGUUGUUGGAUUAUUCAGUUAUGGGGAAACUGGCUCAUGUUGAGAGAAGUGGCUCUUUGUUAGUUGAGCAUUAUAGCUGGAUGCUCUAUGAAAUUGAUCAGCUUAGGGCGUGUUUAACUGAGGGAGGGUUUAAUUUUGAGGGGCAGGAGCUGUUUGGGCCUGCAUUGGUUUUUGCUGCUGCCCGUGGUGAGUUGGUGGAGCUCAAGAGAAAGGAAGUAGAGAUGGUGGAAAAACUAGGCCAUUUAGAGGAUGAAAGUAGGAAAUUGGUUGAACAGGUUGAGAAGGAAAAAAUGAUGGCAGAGGCAGCAAAUGUAGAACUUGGAAGAAUGAAGGUGGAACUUGAGCAGGAAAAGAACAGGUUUGCAAAUACAAAGGAUAAGCUUAGCAUGGCCGUGACCAAGGGAAAGGCAUUGGUUCAGCAACGGGAUUCACUAAAGCAUGCUCUGGCUGAGAAAACAAGUGAGCUUGACAAAUGUCUGGCUGAAUUGCAAGAGAAAUCAAGUGCCAUUGAGACCGCAGAGCUAUUUAAGGGCGAGUUGGUCAAAUGUGAGAACUUGGUGGCAUCAUUGCAGGAAACGCUUGCACAAAGAAAUGCAGUUUCGGAAAGCUUGGAAGUAGUUUUUUCUCAGAUUGAUGUACAUGAGGGACUUCAAACGAUGGAUGUUGUAGAGAAAUUGAAAUGGUUAGUAAAUGAGGUUACAUCACUGCAGGGAAUGCUUUCAGAAAAGAAUGCAAUUUUUGAGAACUUUGAAGAAAUUCUGUCGCACAAUAAUGUUCCCAAGGAGGAAACAGAUCUUAUUGAGAAGUUGAGAUGGCAUGUGAAUUUGACUUCGUCACUCGAGGAAACUCUUUCACAAAGGAAUAAAAUUAUUGACUAUCUUGAAGAAAGUUUUUCUCAGAUAAGUGUGCCUGUGGAACUUCAGUCAGUGGAUACUGUUGAAAAGUUGAAAUGGCUUGUCGAGGAGAGAAAUGCACUUAAGGAUAAUUUGCUGGAAUUCCACAAAUUGAAAGAUGCCUUGUCUUUAAUUGACCUACCUGAAACUGCUUCAUCCUCUGACUUGAAAACUCGAAUAGGUUGGCUCAAGGAAUCAGUUAACCAAUCAAAAGGUGAAAUAAAUGAGUUGCGGGAAGAACUUGCUAGAACAAAGACAUCUGCACAAAAUGAGAUUGACCAGUUAAGUGCUUUGCUUUCAGCAGAGUUACAAGAAAAGGAAUAUAUUAAAAUGGAGUUGGAUGUCUUAGAACGCAACUUUGAAGAGGUCCAUCAAGCCUCAUCCGAAAAGCAUCAGAUGGUGCAGAUGUUGUUAGAGCGUUCUGGAAUAACAACAGACAGUCUUGAACCCAAUCAGACUUAUUCUGAUCUGCCCAUGCUUGUCGAUAGAUGCUUUGGGAAGAUAAAAGAAGAAAGCAAUUCUUCUUCUGACACUUCUGCUGUUGCUGAAGUGUUCGAAAGUAUGCAGAGUCUCUUGUAUGUCAGGGAUCAGGAGUUGAUGCUUUGUGAGAAACUUCUUGAAGAAGACAUGCUGGUGAGAUCAGAGGUGAUUAAUCUGUCCGGUGAGCUAAAAGUGGCAUCUCUAGGACUUUCUGCAUUGAAGGAGGAAAAAGACACCCUGCAGAAAGAUCUUGAGCGUACGGAGGAGAAAUCUACUUUACUGAGGGAGAAGUUGUCCUUGGCAGUUAAGAAAGGCAAGGGAUUGGUUCAAGAUAGAGAAAACCUGAAACUUCUCGUGGAAGAGAAGAAAUCAGAAGUUGAGAAUUUCAAACUCGAGUUACAGAAGCAAGAAUCUAUGGUUACUGACUGCAGGGAUGAGAUAAAUAGAUUGUCUGCUGAUUUAGAGCAAAUCCCAAAGUUGGAGGCUGAUCUUGUUGCUGCCAAAGAUCAACGUAAUCAACUUGAGCAAUUCUUAUUGGAGAGCAAUAACAUGUUACAGAGAGUUAUCGAAUCCAUUGAUGGUAUUGUUCUUCCUGUUGCUUCUGAUUUUGAAGAGCCUGUACAAAAGGUGAACUGGCUUGCAGGGUACUUGAAUGAAUGCCAGCAGGCUAAGAUCCACAUGGAGCAAGAUUUGGAAAAAGUUAAGGAAGAAACUAAUAUUCUGGCUAGUGAGUUAGCAGAUGCCCAACGAGCAAUGAAAUCACUUGAAGAUGCAUUAUCAGCUGCAGAGAACCAAAUCUCUCAACUAUCUGAAGAGAAAGGGGAAAUGGAAGUUGCAAAAAGAACUGUUGAACUGGACCUGCAAAAGGCAAUAGAUGAAACAACUAGUCAAACUAGCAAGUUUACUGAGGCUUGUGCGACUAUAAAAUCACUUGAAGAUUCAUUGUCACUAGCAGAAAAUAAUAUUUCUAUGAUCACCAAAGAGAGAGAAGAGGUCCAACUGAGCAGAGCUUCUACCGAGGCUGAACUAGAGAAACUAAGAGAAGAUAUCACCAUUCAAACUAGCAAACUUACUGAGACAUUUAGAACUGUAAAGGCUCUUGAAGAUGCACUGUCUCAGGCAGAGACCAAUGUUUCUUUGCUGACUGAACAAAACAAUCGUUUCCACGAUGACAGAUCCAAUUUGGAGAGCGAGCUAAAGAAGUUAACAGAAGAAGCUGAUUCCCAGACUGGCAAACUGACAUCUGCCUUGUCAACUAUAAAAUCACUGGAGGAUGCAUUGUCGAAGGCGUCAAAUGAUAUUGCUGUGCUAGAAGAUGAAAAGAAGAUUUCCCAGCAGAAGAUUUCUAUGCUUAACUCUAGGUUGAACACAUGCAUGGAUGAAUUAGCUGGAACCAGCGGCAGCUUAGAAAGCAGGUCUGUGGAGCUCAUGCAUCACCUUGGUGAUCUUCAAAUUAUUAUGAAAAAUGAGAGUUUAUGGUCCAUGGUCAGACAACAUUUUGAGAAGCAGUUUGAGAGCUUGAAAAAUAUUGAUCUCAUUCUCAAUGACAUAACAGUACACUUCGUUGACACAGAUCUGGAAGCACUGAAAAGUUACUAUGUGAUGGAGGAAGAUUCGUGUGUGACAAAACCUUUUCCAUAUGACCUUGGCAAUAGGGUGAACAGUGGAAUUGUUAACGGUCAGGUGAAUGCAGUGGAUGUUGAUAACAUUCCCUUGUAUUUUAAGGAGACUGUUGAAGAGUUUCAGUUGAGAAACAAAAAUCUUGCAGAAAAUUUUGAAGGUUUCUCAAUUUUCACAAAUGAAUUUAUUGAAGCACUAUUGAGAAAAUUAAGGAUAAGCAGGGAUGCUGUAAGUUCUGUUUUUGAAAACAUGGGGUCUUUGAAAGAAAAAAUGAAGAAUUUGGAACUGCUUAAAGAGGAACAUGAGAAAACCAUAGCCAAAUUAGAACAAGAUCAAAAACUUUUGCUAUCUGCUUGUACUAAUGCCACUAGAGAACUGCAGUUUGAAGUUACGAACAAGCUACUGGAACUAAGCUCUAUUCCUGAGCUUGAAAAGUUGAACUGUAAUCCCAUUCAAGAAGCAAGUGAAGCUGGUGCAGAGGACACAGAGCAUCAGCAAAGGCUUGAUGAAAGAGAAUAUGCCAUGAUAGCAGAGAAGUUGUCAUUAGCUGCAACAAGAGUGCAAAAUCUGGCUAAACUGUUUGAGAGUUCAAGUAAUGUGGCAGCUGCAACAAUAGAAGACUUGCAGAACAAAUUGGUGGAAAGCACAGCAACUUCAGAAAAAGCCACAGAAAAAUGCGUUAUACUAAAAAAUAGGGUUUUGGAGUUUGAGACUGAUGUCGAAGCAUUACAAAAUUCAUGCAAAGAGUUGAGACUCAAAAUAAAAGACUACCAAGCUAUGGAGGAAAAGUUGAUGGAACAGGAAGCUGAACUGUCAGCUUUACAAGGUAAUCUGUUGGUGAAAGAUCAAGAGGCCGAAGAACCUCUCAUGUCUGCAUCGCAAUUGAAAACCCUUUUUGAGAAGAUAAGUAUAAUUGAAAUUCCUUUUGAAGAUUCAGAAGUAGGAGGUUUGGAACCUCAUAGUUCAGUUGAUGUAAAGAAAUUGUUUUACAUUGUUGAUAGCAUAAGUGAUUUGCAUAACCAAUUAAAUACAUUAUCUCAUGACAAAGAAGAGCUACAAUCAACGCUGUCAACAAGGAUUCUUGAAAUUGAGAAUCUGAAAGAGGAAACUGAAACCCAAUUUAGAAAUAGGCAAGACUACGAAAAGAUGAAGAAUGAAAUGUCUGAGCUAUUCUUUGGUUUAGAGAAGCUUAUUGAUAUAUUUGGAGAUCAUGGAUUUGUUGGGGAACAAAAAUCCUCCGGUGAGCAGGGAUUGCUGCCAGCGUUGGAAAAACAGAUCAUGGCCCUGCUCCUGGAAGUUGAUAAUUCAAAUUCCCAUGCUGAGGAACUUGAUAUAAAGUUACUUGGGAGCCAGAAAAUUAUAGAUGAAUUGUCAUCCAAGAUUAAAGUGCUUGAAGAUUCACUUCAAAGUAGAGCUGCUAAGCCAGAGAUUGUUCAGGAAAGGAGCAUCUUUGAGGCACCUCCACCUGCUGUCUCAGAAAUAUCUGAAAUUGAAGAUGCGGGACCAGUUGGAAAGAAUGGAAUAUCUCCUGUUGCCUCAUCUACUGCCUCAGCUGCUCAUGUGCGAACUAUGCGAAAAGGAUCAACCGACCAUCUUGCACUCAAUGUUGAUCUGGAAUCUGGUAGUCUGAUCAACCACGAGGAAACUGAUGAGGACAAAGGUCAUGUUUUCAAGUCUCUUAACACAUCAGGUCUCAUUCCGAAACAAGGAAAGUCAGCUGCAGAUCGAAUCGACAGCAUAUGGGUAUCUGGCGGCCGAGUACUAAUGAGCCGUCCCAGGGCGAGGCUAGGCCUUAUUGCCUAUUGGCUUUUCUUGCAUAUAUGGCUUUUGGGAACCAUUUUGUGACAAAGUCUGUGACCAUCUCCUUUCUGGACCACAGUUACAGCCUUAAGCGUCAGCAUAUGCAACUUGUAUCAUAGAUAUUUACCCCAUUCCUUUCGUUAUUGUUGUUCACAUUGAAAUUCUUUACCAUCAUUGAUCCCCUGCCAUCAUAUUUUAGGGUGCAGAGAAUCCAAUCUGCUUGUGGAAAAUAAUCCACGUUUGUUUAUACCCUUUUGUAGGAAAAAUUGAGAUAUAGCUUUGUGAGUGAUAAGAGGAAUGUGAAAAUUGGUGGUGACUAGUGGCUAACCUUGGUUUC